AUGGAAUAUGAAUGUAGCCCUCUUGGCUGGGAGUUCUACCACCAAGAAGAGGGGUUAGAAGACCUGAAACAUUCUCUUCUGUACACAACCUUGGAGCUAGAGGCAACAAUUGCAUCAGCUAAGGAGGAGAUUAGCAGAAGAGAAUGUGAUUUGAUCCAUGUCAAUGACCUUUUAAGCAGGGUCACCAAGGAGAGAGAUGAAGCUCAAGCAAAAUGCCAGAAGCUAAUGCUGGAAAAACUAGAGCUCCAGCAAGAACUUCAGCAGAAGCAGCAGCAAGAACAGCGGCAGCACCAGAACCAGCAACAACUUGGUCAGACACACCAAAGAGAUACCACAUCCCAGAGUGAAGAAGAGCUGCAAGAAGGGUUCUCUGAAAAGCAUUCUAUGCAAGCUGCUUCUUCUGACAGUGAAGAAAACAGCAUGCCCUCUUCUGGUGGAAGUUCAACCCCACUUCCAACACCACUGCAAGCAGUCCUGGAAUUGGCAGAAAAGAAACCAUUGCCUGAAAAAGGGAAACUCUUAAAGGCAGUGGUAGAAGCUGGACCACUGCUUCAGACCCUUCUCUUAGCUGGACCACUCCCACAGUGGCAGCACCCUCCUCCACAGCUCAACUCCAUUGAGAUCCCUCCAGUGGCCAUUUCACCUCAAGACUCUUCCAAAAGCCCUUUCCCUUUCAAUAAGAAGAGGGACCUUGUCCUCUCUCCAGCCACUGAUUGUCCAGUUUCAAAGAGUAGAAAGGUCAUCACUCAGCACUUGCAAGCACCUACCACUGCUUCACAUCAUUCCCAAUCACACCCAUCACUUUCAUAA
This is a messenger RNA of Sphenostylis stenocarpa, 810 nucleotides long. The record is from the annotation of a GenBank genome assembly. Lineage: Eukaryota; Viridiplantae; Streptophyta; Magnoliopsida; Fabales; Fabaceae.